GUUGUGGGCCUUGAACCAUUUGACUUUGUUGUUCACACAGGAGAGAGACGGGACUAUCGUGGAUCCUCUGGGAAUCCUCAACAACCUCAUGAUGCUGACGAGGCAGAGAAGAGUCUCUCCACAUCAGAACUCCUCCAGAAACACCAGCAGAGACCCACAGGGAAGAAAUCUCAUUGCUGCUCUGACUGUGGAAAGAGAUUCACCUCAUCAGGCAUUAAAAUUCAUCAGAGAACACACACAGGAGAGAAACCUUAUAGCUGUGUUCAAUGUGGGAAGAGUUUUGAUCAAUCUUGCCAUCUGAUUCAACACCAGACAAUACACACAGGAGAGAAACCUUAUAGCUGUGAUCAAUGUGGGAAGUGUUUUACUACAUCUAACCAUCUGACUCUACACCAGAGAACACACACAGGAGAGAAACCUUAUAGCUGUGAUCAAUGUGGGAAGAGUUUUGGUCAUUCUGGCACUCUGACUUUACACCAGAGAAUACACACAGGAGAGAAACCUUAUAGCUGUGGUCAAUGUGGGAAGAGUUUUUGUCAAGCUAGUGAUCUGACAGUGCACCAGAGAACACACACAGGAGAGAAACCUUAUAGCUGUGGUCAAUGUGGGAAGAGUUUUACUCAGUCAACCGGCCUGAUAUCACACCAGAGAACACACACAGGAGAGAAACCUUAUAGCUGUGGUCAAUGUGGGAAGAGUUUUACUGCAUCUGGCUCUCUGACAUUACACCAGAGAACACACACAGGAGAGAAACCUUAUAGCUGUGAUCAAUGUGGGAAGAGUUUUUGUCAAUCUAGUGAUCUGACAGUGCACCAGAGAACACACACAGGAGAGAAACCUUAUAGCUGUGAUCAAUGUGGGAAGAGUUUUGGUGCAUCUAGCACAUUGACUAUACACCAGAGAACACACACAGGAGAGACACCUUAUAGUUGUGGUCAAUGUGGGAAGAGUUUUACUACAUCUAGCAAUCUGACUCUACACCAGAGAACACACACAGGAGAGACACCUUAUAGCUGUGGUCAAUGUGGGAAGAGUUUUACUCAGUCAACCAGCCUGAUAUCACACCAGAGAACACACACAGGAGAGAAACCUUACAGCUGUGGUCAAUGUGGGAAGAGUUUUACUACAUCUGGCCAUCUGACUCUACACCAGAGAAUACACACAGGAGAGAAACCGUAUAGCUGUGGUCAAUGUGGGAAGAGUUUUGGUCGAUCUGGCCAGCUGACAUUACACCAGAGAAUACACACAGGAGAGAAACCUUACAGCUGUGGUCAAUGUGGGAAGAGUUUUACUACAUCUGGUCAUCUGACUCUACACCAGAGAACACACACAGGAGAGAAACCUUACAGCUGUGGUCAAUGUGGGAAGAGUUUUACUACAUCUAGCAAUCUGACUCUACACCAGAGAAAACACACAGGAGAGAAGCCUUAUAUCUGUGAUCAAUGUAGGAUGAGUUUUACUUCAUCUAGCCAGCUGACUUCACACCAGAGAACACACACAGGAGAGAAACCUUAUAUCUGUGAUCAAUGUGGGAUGAGUUUUACUACAUCAAGCCAUCUGAUUCGACACCAGAGAACACACACAGGAGAGAAGCCUUAUAGUUGUAAUCACUGUGAGAAGAGUUUUCCUACAUCUAGGCAGCUGACUUUACACCAGAGAACACACACAGGAGAGAAACCUUAUAGUUGUAAUCAUUGUGAGAAGAGUUUUCCUACAUCUAGCCAGCUGACUUCACACCAGAGAACACACACAGGAGAGAAACCUCUCCGCUGUGAUCAAUGUGACAAGAGAUACUCUGAUAAAAGAUCUCUGAUCAAACAUAAGAAACUAACAUCCCCGAACAUGAGCUCCCUAAACAUCUCCCCUCUCGUUAAAGAAGAGGGGGUCUGCUGGACGGAGAAAGAAGCUUUGGGGCUAAACAUUGUCGUGAAAGAGGAGAAGGAAGAAGAGGAUAUCACAGUAAAAAUAGAAGUAGAGGGUGAGGCUGUUACAGUGAAAGAAGAAGAGAAAGACGUUACAGUGAAAGAAGAGGAAGACGCGUUCAGAGUGAAAGAGGAGGAGGAGGAUGUUACAGUAAAAGAAGAGGAUGCAGUUUUUGGAGUGAAGAUGGAAGGGGAGAUUACUGUCACGUUGAAAGAUGAAGAGGUGGAGAUAGGAGAUCUGAGUAACACCAGAGAGAGACGGGACUAUCGUGGAUCCUCUGGGAAUCCUCAACAACCUCAUGAUGCUGAUGAGGCAGAGAAGAGUCUCUCCACAUCAGAACUCCUCCAGAAACACCAGCAGAGACCCACAGGGAAGAAAUCUCAUUGCUGCUCUGACUGUGGGAAAGGUUGCAAAUCUUCAUCAGAACUUAAAAUACACGCGCGAGUACACACAGGAGAGAAACCUUAUAGUUGUGAUCAAUGUGGGAAGAGUUUUGGUAGAUCUGGCCAGCUGACUUCACACCAGAGAAUACACACAGGAGAGAAACCUUAUAGCUGUGAUCAAUGUGGGAAGAGAUGUACUACAUCUUACUCUCUGACUAUACACCAGAGAAAACACACAGGAGAGAAACCUUAUAGCUGUGAUCAAUGUGGGAAGAGUUUUGGUGCAUCUUGCUAUCUGACAGUGCACCAGAAAAUACACACAGGAGAGAAACCUUAUAGCUGUGGUCAAUGUGGGAAGAGUUUUGUUCAAUCUGGCUCUCUGACUGUACACCAGAGAACACACACACAACACACAGGAGGGAAACCUUUUAGCUGUGGUCAAUGUGGGAAGAGUUUUGGUAGAUCUGGCCAGCUGACAUCACACCAGAGAAUACACACAGGAGAGAAACCUUAUAUCUGUGCUCAAUGUGGGAAUAGUUUUGCUUCAUCAAGCAAUCUGACUUCACACCAGAGAACACAGACAGGAGAGAAACCUCAUAGUUGUGAUCAAUGUGGGAAGAGUUUUGGUGCAUCUUGCUAUCUGACAGUGCACCAGAAAAUACACACAGGAGAGAAACCUUAUAGCUGUGGUCAAUGUGGGAAGAGUUUUGUUAGAUCUGGCCAGCUGACAUCACACCAGAGAAUACACACAGGAGAGAAACCUUAUAUCUGUGGUCAAUGUGGGAAGAGAUGUACUACAUCUUACUCUCUGACUGUACACCAGAGAAAACACACAGGAGAGAAACCUUAUAGCUGUGGUCAAUGUGGGAAGAGUUUUGUUCAAUCUGGCUCUCUGACUGUACACCAGAGAAAACACACACAACACACAGGAGAGAAACCUCAUAGUUGUGAUCAAUGUGGGAAGAGUUUUACUACAUCUAGCUCUCUGACUUCACACCAGAGAACACACACAGGAGAGAGACCUUAUAGCUGUGAUCAAUGUGGGAAGAGUUAUACUACAUCAAGCCAUCUGACUUCACACCAGAGAACACACACAGGAGAGAAACCUCAUAGCUGUGAUCAAUGUGACAAGAGAUACUCUGAUAAAAGAUAUCUGAUCAAACAUCAGGAAAUACAUACAUGAAGUUGUUUCAUGAUAUCAAUGAAAUAAUGUCACAAUGUGGAAUGUUUUAACAUUGUAGUAGGAGUAUUUUAAUGAUGUCACAAUGUAGAAUGUUUUAACAUUGUAGAAGGAGUAUUUUAACGAUGUCACAAUGUAGAAUGUUUUAACAUUGUAGAAUGAGUAUUUUAAUGAUGUUCUACCUUAUCCUUUGCCCUGGUCAAUUGAUUGCAGCAUGAUAUGGAUAUUAGCCUCAGGGGGAAAUCCAGGCCCUGAAUUGAAAGAGUAUUAUUUAACAAAAAGUGACUAACAAAAAAAGAGCUGUGUUACACUUACUGCGUUGGUGACCCACUUUAAUCAAAAUGCAGCACUUCAAAAUGUAGCUAGCUGUUUUCUACAAGUUGAAUAAGCUGCUUGUUUAAAAAAAAUACAUGUAAUAUGAUAAUUGUUGCAGAUGUUUGUGCAUGUACACACAUGAAAGCAGUAUAAUAAAUUGGUCUAUAAUCAAUUUUAUUGACAAUCUGACAUCACUCCAGUAUUUCUUGACAACAUUCAAAUGCUAAUUGUCUUUAUUCCACUACUGAAGAAGCAUGACUCAAAAGUAAUCAUAAUUAUUUAUGCAACCAGCUGACUGUUUUUGUGUAUAAUUAUAUUGACAAUGUUGCCCUGCUUUUAGAAUAUCAGGGUUCAUUCUCAGAUGAGCUAACCCAAAUGCAAGACAUUGGGGACUGGGCCCGACCCAACAACAUGCCUAUCGAGUGAACCCUGAAAGAGAGAGCGAAGUAAGGUGGAACGUUACUACGGAUAUUGCAGGAGUUGGUUGCUGAUUGUCUCAAGGGUGGGCAGUCAACAAGUUUUGCGUUUAGCCAGUGCGUUGCCAUGGAUCACAAUUUAUUUUGACUGCACGUUUUUCCGUAUUGGAGAUGUAGUUUUUUGGGCUCGUUCCAAGGGGACCAGAGUUCUAGAAGCUAGUUAGUUUUAGGAAGAGGAGAGUUCUAGUAGCCAGUACUAUAAUACUAUUGUAUAUUAUUAUUUAGAAAUGUGUUUUUUCUUGUUUUUAAUUGUUGACAGCCAGUAGACACUAUGUUUAUAUUGUAGUUGAUUAUAUGAAAUGGAAGUUGUUUUCUGUUGGAGGUGAGCAUACUUGUCCAACAAAAAUAUAGGAUAUAUUUGUUGUCUAAAGGGGGAAGGUGUUACGGGCUUUGGUUUUUCCAUUUAUGUUUUGAGGUUGGACUUUAGCACGUAUAGCUCGUUAGCACGUAUAGCUCCUUAGCACGUAUAGCUCCUUAGCACGUAUAGCUCAUCAGCACGUAUAGCUCGUUAGCACGUAUGCUCGUUAGCACGUAUAGCUCGUUAGCACGUAUAGCUCGUUAGCACCUAUAGCUCGUUAGCACGUAUAGCUCGGUAGCACGUAUAGCUCGUCAGCACGUAUAGCUCGGUAGCACGUAUAGCUCGUCAGCACGUAUAGCUCGUCAACACGUAUAGCUCAUAGCACGUAUAGCUCGUCAGCACGUAUAGCUCAUCAGGACGAAUAGCUCGUCAGCAUGUAUAACUCGUUAACAUGUAGGACGCACUGAUUGGUGUCACCUCGUUAGUCAGUAUGUGUUACACCUGUGCUGGCUUGUCCAUCUCAUUAGUGGGAAAGUCUUUCACCUGAGCUGGUCCAGGUUCUAUUUAAGAGUGUCUGGCCCAGUGCGCCAGUUGUCUUGAUAGAUGUGGAGAGUCAACACCUUUAGUUGCUCCACCUUUUUGGUUUGCUUCCUGUCUUUAAGUUUGGUGUGGGUUUUUCUUUUGUUUGCCUCUUCUUGGGCAGAUUUAGUGGGUCUCAUGGUGGGUGUCUUUUAGGUCCCAGUUGUUGUUACUAAGUUUAGUUUUUCAGUUAUUCUGUUUUUUA
Messenger RNA from Salvelinus fontinalis (brook trout), 5359 nucleotides. Its product is annotated as zinc finger protein 271-like. The transcript has 3 exons. Gene Ontology annotation, biological process: regulation of transcription by RNA polymerase II. The annotation marks the transcript as partial. The record is from RefSeq and is a predicted model, not a curated record. NCBI's taxonomy places the organism in Eukaryota, Metazoa, Chordata, Actinopteri, Salmoniformes, Salmonidae. Gene Ontology annotation, molecular function: DNA-binding transcription factor activity, RNA polymerase II-specific; RNA polymerase II cis-regulatory region sequence-specific DNA binding.